Megalops cyprinoides (Indo-Pacific tarpon) is the source of this 3038-nucleotide messenger RNA. Its product is annotated as frizzled-6-like. The transcript has 8 exons. NCBI's taxonomy places the organism in Eukaryota, Metazoa, Chordata, Actinopteri, Elopiformes, Megalopidae. Gene Ontology annotation, molecular function: Wnt-protein binding; Wnt receptor activity. The record is from RefSeq and is a predicted model, not a curated record. Gene Ontology annotation, cellular component: plasma membrane. Gene Ontology annotation, biological process: canonical Wnt signaling pathway; non-canonical Wnt signaling pathway. Bases 216 to 2408 code for a protein of 730 amino acids.
GAACGCACGCAGGAGCCAGGAAGCACGGAGAACAAAACUCGACCAGAAGGAAUGUGGAUGAAAUAACUUAAUCUGUUAAAUUUUGCUAGCCAGCUAGUUGUGAAUUGACGUGAACCGGAGGGUGGGACCGGCACCUGUGAGGAGAGGAGAACAGAGCAGCAGCAGCAGCGCCUGAUGGGAAGGCGUGGACUCCAGCUGCCCUCGUCUCCACAGAGAUGACCCCAGGGAGAACAAUCACGACCAUGUGGAGACCAGGGCUGGUGUUGGCGUGCCUGGCGCUGGUGGGGGUGGGUCAUGGCCGAGGCCAUAGCGACUUCACCUGCGAGCCCAUCAAGGUGCACCGCUGCCUGGGCAUGCCCUACAACACCACUUACUUCCCCAACAUGAUGGAGCACUAUGACCAGGACAUCGCAGCCAGCAGAAUGGAGCCGUUCGUUCCCCUGAUCAACCUGCAGUGCUCCCCGGAUGUUCAUCACUUCCUGUGCCAGGCUUUUGUCCCAGUAUGCACCGAGCAAAACAAGGUGGUUUGGCCCUGCCGUGCCCUGUGUGAGAGGGUGCAUUCAGACUGCAGCAAGGACAUCAAGACCUUCGGCAUCGACUGGCCUCCCGAGCUGCAGUGUGACAGGCUCGAGGACUGUCGCAGCUCUCCAGACGGAUCCGUGGCUCCACCCACCAAGCGCAUGACCACGCCCAAGAGCUCCCCCUCCGCCAAGAGGGACCUGGGCUUCUGGUGCCCACUGCAGCUGAAGACCCCCCCGGGCCAGGGCGCAUCUUUCCUUGGGGUGCAGGACUGCGCGCCCCCCUGUGCCAACAUGUACUUCAAGCCCCACGAGGUGGAGUUCGCCAAGAACUUCAUCGGGGUGUCCUCCAUAGUCUGCCUCGGUGCCACCCUCUUCACCUUCCUCACCUUCCUCAUUGAUGUCAAGAGGUUCCGCUACCCGGAGAGGCCGAUCAUUUUCUACGCUGUCUGCUACAGCCUGGUGUCCCUCAUCUACUUUGUGGGCUUCCUCCUGGGCAACGGCACGGCCUGCAACCGGGCGGCGCAGCCGGGCGCGGUGGACACGGUGGUCCUUGGCUCCCAGAACAAGGGCUGCACGCUGCUCUUCAUGCUGCUCUACUUCUUCUCCACGGCCGGCACCGUCUGGUGGGUCAUCCUCACCAUCACAUGGUUCCUGGCGGCAGGGCCUAAGUGGAGCUGCGAGGCCAUUGAGAAGAAGGCAGUGUGGUUCCACUCGGUGGCCUGGGGUGUGCCUGGCGCGCUGACCGUCAUGCUGCUGGCGCUCAACAAGGUGGAAGGGGACAACAUCAGCGGGGUGUGCUUCGUGGGGCUGUACGACCUGGACGCGCUGCGCUACUUCGUGCUGGCGCCGCUGUGUGUGGGCGUGCUGGCCGGCCUGUCGCUGCUGCUGGCCGGCAUCAUCUCGCUCAACCACGUGCGGCAGGUCAUCCAGCACGACGAGCGCAACCAGGAGAAGCUGAAGAAGUUCAUGAUCCGCAUCGGCGUCUUCAGCGGCCUCUACCUGCUGCCCCUGGUCACCCUGCUGGGCUGCUACGUCUACGAGCAGAGCCAGCGGAGCUCCUGGGAGAACACCUGGAUCAACGACCACUGCCAGGAGUACAGUAUCCCCUGCUCUUAUGCGAAGGUGGAGAUGAACCGCCCUGAUCUGUCUCUGUUUUUGAUCAAAUACCUGAUGACCCUGGUGGUGGGGAUAUCCGCUGUGUUCUGGGUCAGCAGCAAGAAGACAUGCUCUGAGUGGGCGUUCUUCUUCAACAGAACCCGCAAGAAAGACCCCAUCAGCGAGAGCCGCAGGGUCCUGCAGGAGUCGUGUGAGUUCUUUCUCAAGCACAACAGCCGCGUGCAGCACAAGAAGAAGCAGUACAAGUCCAGCUCCCACAAGCUCAAGGUCAUCUCCAAAUCCAUGGGCACCAGCACGGGCGUGGCUGCCUCCACCGCCACCAACCAGGGGACACCCGCUGCCGCCUCUGUCAGCAACCGCGACGCCGUCGGCCAGUCCUCCUUCUCCGAGGUCCGAGGCUCCUCCGAGACCUCUGGGAAAGAACACACGGAGCGGGCCAGCUCGGGCCGGGGGUCCAGGAGGGGCGAGCGGGAGCCGGCCGGACAGGCCAUGCCUGCCCGCGAUUCCUCUGAGAGGCGGAGCAAAGCCGGCAGCUCCAGCAAGGUCAGCAGCCGCUCUGAGAGCUUCCAGAGAGUCCCGGAUGGGAGCCCUGUGUGUUCCCUGACGAUGACGCCCAGGAGUGACUUCACAGAGGGCAAGCAAGGAACUAGUGGGCAGCACCCGUCUGUAAGCCCCGCCCACAGUGGCAGUGGCAGAGGCUCCGCCCCCCCACUGGUGCGUCUGACGCCAGAAGAGACCAAGGACAAAGAGAGCAGCUGCUCCAAUGCCUGAGCCCGCUACCCUCGGAUGUCUGUACCCCACGGGGACCAACCUCCCUGACCUGGGUCCCCUUCUUUCACACUAAAGAGGCCUUAUGACUCAGGCGAGUACACUAACUCCUGGAGAGCCACACCCCUGCUGACCUCACGGGCCAUACCAAAUCCCUCCAUAUCUUGAGCGCAUGGUGAAAUUAAGAUCGCUGUUGAGCGAUCGCAUCACGUGAGUGAGACCAAGGUCAGAGGAAAGUGCUGUUCUCCAGGACCAGGUUUGCACCAUGCAAUGCCUCGGUCAAAGCCACUUGUAAUUAUACAUGUAAACACUAUGAAUGUAGAAUAUACACUGGCAUAAAAGUGGUAUUGUUAUAGAGUUUUGUUUUUCUGAAUCCAAUCAACACUGGAAUCUAGUCCAAACACUGAAUUUUGGUGGAGGGUAAAAGUCCAUGAAGAAUGCACAGCAGACUUCAAAGGUGUGCUACAUGGUAGUGUGGUUUUGAAAAAUGCUUUGUUUGAGAGAUUCUGACAGGAGUCCACAGGAAAGAAUCUCAUCGUGCCACAACAUCGUGAAACAUUAGCCAUGAUAGUCACUGUUUUUUUCUCUUAAAUAGUUCUUUGUUUUGUAGUUGGUCUUCUAGCAUAUUUGUAA